CAUUCUUGCCUGCGCUCCGACUUGUCCUAGCAUUCUCAUCGUCAGACGUUAUCCUGAUCAACGGCUUUUUCGCCUUGUUAUUGUUUUUACGUUUCUAAUUUUUUUAGCCUUUUACAGUGUACAGCCAGCUUCAUUGAAUAACCAUGGCCUCUCUGACUACUGCCAGCGGAAUCUGGUGCCAUCGCCCGCUCGUUGAAGCCGUGGCCUUACGACACCCAAAGAUCGUUGAUCUUCCGUUUAUCCCGCUGGUAUGGACGGGAUCUGUGAUGACCCCGCACAUCUUGGGAUCGUCUUUCUCCACCAAGGUUUUCGUGGGUGGUGUGCCGUGGGAUAUCACGGAAAAGGAUCUGCAGUCCGCUUUUGCCUGCUUUGGAGCGGUAAAAUUCGAGUGGCCGGUCGGGUUCGGACCAAAGAGCGCUGGCAAAGCACGGGAUCUGCAGUCGUCCCCACUGCGGGGACCGAAAUAUGGUUAUCUCUACCUGAUUUUUGAAACGGAAAAGUCCGUUUUAAAUUUAUUAGGAUCCUGCACGUACGAGGUGGAAAGACAGGGUCCCUGUUUUUUCUACAAGGUGUCCAGCGAGAAAAUCCAGAAAAAGGCUGUGCAGAUCAUCCCGUGGCAGCUGAACAACGGGAAGUGGGUGCAGCCUGGGUAUGUGCCGGAGGUGGAUGAGGAUGCGCCGCAGAGAACGGUGUUUGUGGGCGGGAUUCACGGUCAGAUCACGGCGGGUUCCCUUGCCCGCAUUAUGAUUCAGUUGUUUGGGCCUGUUGGGGCGGUGGAACUGGACACCGAUAAGACGCGCUAUCCCAUUGGAUCCGGGCGAGUGGUAUUCCGGGAUCUGCGCUCGUACAUGACGGCGGUGCUGUUCGGAGCGGUGGAACUGCGCACCAACCGCUUCACCAAGACUAUCCAGAUCGACCCGUUCCUGCACGAUAGCGUCUGCAGCGUCUGCUAUCAGAAGGUUGGGCCCUUGUUCUGCCGCGAUCUGGCCUGUUGCCGCUAUUUCUGCAAGGAGUGCUGGGAGUGGGAACACUCUGUGGUGGAGCUGCUGCGGGGCCAUAAACCCAUGAUGCGCACGUCCCGCAUCACCGGAAGUAUCGGCGCCCCGGACAAGUCACUGUCGCCCCCGCAAAAGCCCCUGCUGCAGUCGUGCGUGAAGGCGCUGUGAGCGUCACCUGUUUUUGGAAACGCCUGGCGAUGCUGCACCCCCGCUUGCUUUUAGGCUUUUUUACGCUUUUUAUGCUUUUUUAACUUUUUUUACUUAUUUAUCCCGCAUUUUUCUUUAUAUUUAUGCGCGGCUAUUUUUUGUUUAUAUUAUUUAUUGCGUGAACCGUGCCUUGCCCGUUGGUCACCGCGAUGUGCGGCAAAUUUUGUCGGCGUUGUGCCUGGUCGUUCCAAUCCCCGUCGAAGCAGACUCAGAAUUUUGAGUACCUUACUUUUUUAACUAUUUGAAUGUUUUUAAUUUUGAAUGUCGGUGGCCGCCGUUGAUGUUUGCCAGGCUUGAACAUUGAAUGCUGUACGAUAUGUUUACGAAGUUUUGUGUACGAUAUUUGUGAAUUCGGGUUUACAUAAUAAUAUCAAUGCCGAUUGUGGGAAUCUAAGUAGUUGUAUGAUAUGUGCAGUGGAUUAAAAUC
Molecule: messenger RNA, 1632 nt
Organism: Paramacrobiotus metropolitanus
Lineage: Eukaryota; Metazoa; Tardigrada; Eutardigrada; Parachela; Macrobiotidae
Product: cytoplasmic polyadenylation element-binding protein 1-B-like
Exons: 5
Coding region: 144-1166 (340 amino acids)
Biological process (GO): negative regulation of cytoplasmic translation
Cellular component (GO): synapse; neuron projection; nucleus
Molecular function (GO): ribosome binding; mRNA regulatory element binding translation repressor activity; mRNA 3'-UTR binding
Source: RefSeq, a predicted model, not a curated record